GUUCGUCAUCAGAUAGACAUAAUUGACAUGAGCAAGGUACCAAUCCUGGAAGAUGGCAAAACGUUUAAAUACAUUCUUACAGUGCAGGAUUUUUUCAGUCGCUACCUGUGGUUACGCCCACUUUCUAGUAGAGCAAGCAGAGAAGUCAAACAUCUAUACAUGGAGGUUGGACCACCUAAGGUGCUACAAUCGGACAAUGGAAGAGAGUUCAAAAAAGCAGUGGAGAAAUUAUGUAAAAAGCUCCAAGUUAAAAUUGUAAGAAGCUCUCCAUACCAUCCACAGUCUCAAGGAAAGGUUAAGAGGUCGCACCGAAGCCUUAGGAAAAAGAUAGCAUUCGACAUGGCGCAUCUCAAGAAAAGUAGGGUCAAUUGGGCUACUCAGUUAAAGGGAUACCAACAACUUCAAAACGAGUCACCGUUCGAAGUCUUUUACGGCAGAAAAUCUAAUGCUGUGGCAAAUUAUGUCAUGUACAGAAUGGCAGAUGCGUAUAUGAAAACAGAAAAUAUCAAGAGUCUUCUAAAACAAAAGCCUACAAGCAACAUUCAAAGGAACGAGCAGCCAUUAGGAAGAAGGCGAAAAAUGCCAGUAUUACAUGGGAUAUAA
This is a messenger RNA of Anneissia japonica, 603 nucleotides long. RefSeq names its product SCAN domain-containing protein 3-like. The annotation marks the transcript as partial. Gene Ontology annotation, molecular function: nucleic acid binding. The transcript has a single exon. Gene Ontology annotation, biological process: DNA integration. Lineage: Eukaryota; Metazoa; Echinodermata; Crinoidea; Comatulida; Comatulidae. The record is from RefSeq and is a predicted model, not a curated record.